Molecule: messenger RNA, 4608 nt
Organism: Bombina bombina (fire-bellied toad)
Lineage: Eukaryota; Metazoa; Chordata; Amphibia; Anura; Bombinatoridae
Gene: ANKRD27
Product: ankyrin repeat domain 27
Exons: 29
Coding region: 237-3620 (1127 amino acids)
Biological process (GO): early endosome to late endosome transport; neuron projection morphogenesis
Cellular component (GO): neuron projection; tubular endosome; transport vesicle
Molecular function (GO): SNARE binding; guanyl-nucleotide exchange factor activity
Source: RefSeq, a predicted model, not a curated record
CCGAGCUGUACUUGGGGAAGGUUGGCAGAUGAUAGGAGCUCGGGCUAAUAAUUUGGCUUGGAUCGGUCUGCUAGCAUCUCAAAUACAUUUGUCAUUUUUGUUAGGCCUGGCAUGUUUCCAUCAACACAGAUUUCCAGAAGCUGCAAUUUCCGAGAUUAUGACAAUGAAAUUGAAGGAGCAGAAAUAAACAUGAUUGCUUCCUUGGCAUUGAGAAACUUUCAGUACUGAAUAUCCCUAUGGCUAUGUAUGAUGAGGACAUUUUGAACAAUCCUUUCUAUUUGGCUAUUCAGAAGCAGCGUCCUGAUUUAAUCAAUAAAAUUGCAGAAGUUCAUGGCAUUGUUCUUGUCCCAUGCAAGGGGAGCCUUUCAAGCAAAAUCCAAACCACUUGUCUUUUUGAAUCCUAUGUUUUAAAGCCUGCAGAAGAAGGUUAUAAAACAGAAAAUGGAAGGGAAGUUUUUAUCCAAGGGAACUUAGUUAAACUUGGAACUGGCUUCAAUCACAACCUCUCUAUAGCAAUCCUUUUUGAGGAGACUUUCUACAAUGAAAAAGAGGAAAGUUUUAGCAUAUUGUGCAUAGCUCGUUCACUAGAAAAAGAGGAGAAUGCAGAGGAACCGUCCACAUUCACAACUACUUGCACUUUGAAAAACAUUGAAGAUGUAAAGGAAUUUUUAGGAAAGCACGUUGAUAGAUUUGAUAAAAUUGUUGCAACAUUCCACAAUACUUUCAAAGUCCAUGAAAGAAAAAGUCUCCGUCACUAUAUUGACUGUGUCAAUGCUUUGUACACAAAAUGCCUGCAACAGUUGUUAAGGGAUUCCCACUUGAGAGCAUUAGCUAAGCAAGAAACACAGAUGAAUUUAAUGAAACAAGCCGUGGAGAUGUAUGUUCACCAUGGAAUUUAUGAUUUGAUCUUCAAACAAGUGGGGACCAUUGAAGCAAGUGAGGAUGCAACAUUUAACAAAAUUACAAGAAGUCUUCAAGAUCUCCAACAGAAGGAUAUUGGGGUUAAGACAGAGUUCAGCAUUAAUAUCCCAAGAGCAAAGCGAGUGUUGGCGCAGUUGAACAGAUGUACAUCACCGCAGCAAAAGCUGAUCUGCCUUCGAAAGGUGGUUCAUACUAUUAUGCACUCUCCUAGUCAAAGAGUAAACAUGGAAACUAUGUGUGCAGAUGACCUUCUUUCUGUGUUGCUCUAUCUGCUGGUAAAAACCGAGAUUCCAAACUGGAUGGCCAACUUAAGCUAUAUCAAGAACUUCCGAUUCUGCAGCACAGCAAAGGAUGAGCUUGGAUAUUGCCUGACUUCUGUGGAAGCUGCUAUUGAAUUUAUCCGACAAGGAAACUUAGCAGAAGCAGUUGCAAAUGCUGAAAGUAACGACAAGGCAUUUUUGUGGCAGAGAAUGAACCUGAUGUCGCGAGUCUCCUUCACACCAAUAGAUUGUUUGUUUGAGCACAUUGCUUCAGGAAACAAGGAAGAGGUAGAGAAACUACUGAGCCAAGGAGACCAAGAUGAAGAAAUUGUGUGCAAAUUGUGUCAUCCCUUGUGCUCUUGUGACAAAUGUGAAAAGUUUGGAGCCGGGAGGCUUAAUGAUAGUUCAAUUGUCACUCCAUUUUCGAGAGAUGACCGGGGUUAUACACCACUUCAUAUCGCUGCUAUUUGUGGGCAAGCUCAGUUUAUUGAUCUAUUGGUAUCCAAAGGGGCUGCAGUGAAUGCUACUGAUUACCAUGGAUCAACACCACUUCAUCUUUCAUGCCAAAAAGGCUACCAGACAAUAACACUUCUCCUGUUGCACUAUAAAAGCUGUCCAGACAUACAAGACAAUAAUGGCAACACCCCACUUCAUUUAGCCUGUACGUACGGACAUGAAGAUUGUGUGAAGGCUUUAGUCUAUUAUGAUGUACACUCUUGUAGAAUGGAUACUGGUAACGAGAAGGGAGACACUGCCCUACACAUAGCAGCCCGCUGGGGCUACCAAGGGAUUAUAGAAGUGCUUCUGCAGAAUGGAGCCAGGACUGACUUAGAGAACAGGAGGAAGGAGACGCCACUGCAUUGUGCAUUAAACUCCAAGAUUUUAUCAUUGAUGGAAAAUGUCCAUGUUAUAACAGUGCGGAAGCAGAGUGUAUCAGAGUCCCCAAACAGAUCUCCUCCACUUUCUAAUGACAAGGACUCUUCUCAGUCCAGUCAGUCCUCAUUGUCCACUGAAAACCAUAAAGAUGAUGUGAAAAGCAAGUUUAAAGAGGUGGAAAAACUUUUAAGGGCUGUUUCGGAUGGGGAUCUGGAAAUGGUUCGCUAUCUCUUGGAAUGGGUGGAUGAUGAAUUGGAAGAAGAAGCAGAUGAUUCUCCAAUUGUAAAGGAGUUCUGUCAUCCAUUGUGCCAGUGUCGAAAGUGUGGUCCAGCACAGAAGAAGCUGAGUAAGAUUCCUCUCAAUGGCCUUAAUGUUAAUGUUACCAGCAGAGAUGGCUUCACACCACUGCAUAUUGCGGCACUUCAAGGUCAUACUUUGUUAGUGUCUCUGCUUUUGAAACACGGUGCUAAUGUAGAUGCAAAGAAUGGAAACCGCGCGUUACCGCUUCACUUAGCCUGUCACAGAGGACACCUAGAGGUGGUGAAGAAUUUGCUUGAAUAUAGCACAGGGAAAAAUAAAAAGGACAUGAACGGGAAUACUCCAUUAAUAUAUGCCUGUCUGGGUGACCAUUUGGAGGUUGCGUCACUAUUAUUGGAGCAUGCUGUUUCAGUUAACCUGUUUAACGUGAAGGGGAACACAGCACUGCAUGAGGCUGUGAGACGGAAUAAUGAAGGAUUAGUGCAGAAGUUGCUUUUAUAUGGCGCAAUGGUGGAUGUUCGAAACAAGCGACAGUACACACCCCUGGAUUGUGCUAAGGAGAAUUCAAAAAUGAAGCAACUGCUGCUGUCAAACAACACAAAUGAAUCCGGAAAUAACUCUGCAACUUUACCUGAGCAAUCCACCAGGAUCAGGAAAAAAUCAACCAACUCAAAUAUCCCAGAAGCUGAAAGUGCCCCGAACUCAAGAAAGCCUGAGGUUGUGCAUUCAAACGCUUCACAUUUAAAGAAAACAAUACGAAGAGACAAAAGUAUGCCAAAUUUUGAUGAAGAUCUAAUCAAUAAGUUAUCUGUCAGGAAGUUUGAGGAUGGCAACUUUGAGAAGAAUAGCAAGUCCAGUGCAGACAAGGACAUUCUGAAAGCAGAUGAAUUAGAUUCUUCCCUUAAAACUAAGUUUGUGAUUAGACGCCACAGCCUAAAUAUAGCUUGCUUAGCAGACACGCAGGAGAGUAUAAGUGACAGUGAUACAUUAAAUGGGACAGAUGUAAGCUCGCCCUUAUCUGAUAUCUGCAUUCAUGACGAUUUAGAAAAUGAAGCUGACAUAAAUGGCCAAGAACUGUCGGAUCUAAAUGAUCAGAAUGAUCCAGUGUCCUUUGCAGUGAUUGAAGUAACAGAAAGUUCAAAAGAUCUUCCAAUCAGCGACGACAUGGACUGUUCGGGCAGCGCUGAGUGCUGUUGUGUGGCAUGUACCUUGGCACUGGAGUCUUCUUGGUCUUUAGUUGGUUCAUCCAACCAAUCAUAUUGUGAUGUUUCUGAACAUGAAGAUUAUGAUACAGCGAAAGGUUGAGCAGACUGCUUUCAGCAGUACGGAAACUACACACACAGGGCUAAGCUGACUUACCUAGCUUGCUGUUUUUAGAAUGUUUCAAUAAAAUGGCAGCUCUAUAACAAAUGUGUAAUAACCAUAAGAUUGGAAACAAAUUGAUAUUAUGUAGUUUGAUAAUUCUAAUUUUACCAGUUUUAUUAUGUCACAUAGCUAUUAAAUUGCUGUAGUGCCCACGUUAGCUGAUAGUCACAUUUUCUUAAGAAAUGCAGUGAACUUAUGAAUCAGCUGGUUUGAACCGUGAUAGACCUUUUCCUUUCUCAAAGCCAAAAUGUGACCUUUCAACCCAUUCUUUCACUUUCUCCCAAUUACAGUUACAGAGAGGUAGAAACUGCUCUUUAAUAAAGGUAUUAAGUGUUCUUUCAUUCCUUAGGGGUAUACUGAUGUAAAGAGUUAUUCUUAUAAAAAUGAAAUAUUCCCAUUAAAUACCUACAAAUGUAGAGAAAAAUAUUAUACAUACAUAGCUGUAUGUGUGUAACAGGGUAACUUACUUUUCCACUCUUCUAUAAGCUUGAGUUAUGAGAACCACAACAUUCCGAAAAUGUAAAUGUGAUUAAGGGCACAUAGAGGUGUAAGCAUGCUUGAUAAGUGGUUAAAUGAUUUGUAAUCUUAUAACUAAACAGGAAGUUAGAAGGAUAGGGUGAUACUAUUAAAGGGAUAUGAAACCUAACUUUUUUCCUUCAUGAUUCAGAUAAAACAUGCAAUUUUAAGCAACUUUCUAAUUUACUCCUAUUAUCAAUUUAUCUUUAUUCUCUUGGUAUUGAUUUUAAAAAGCAGGAAUGUUAGGAGAGCCCCAUUUUUGGUUCAGCACCUGGGUAGUGCUUGCUGAUUGGUGGCUAAAUGUAGCCACCAAUCAGUAAGCACUACCCAGGGUUCUGUACUAAAAAUGGGCCGGCUCCUAAGCUUACAUUCCUGCUUUUAAAAAUAAAGAUACCAAGAGAAUGAAGAAAAA